UUGUUGGAAAAAAAAAUGCAAAUUUUUCUCAUUGAAGUUCUGAAAAUUAAUAGGUCAACAAAGCUAUUCAACUUUAGAAACCACCAUUGCCAUUUUUCCACUCUCUAGUCUCCUCUUUCAUUUGUUUCCUUUUUAAGUUCAUCCAUAACUUAUAAGAGUACUUACCUGGUAACGUCGAACAUUGAAGAUUUUUUAAUGGACUCGGAUAUCGUCAUAGCUGCUGAAGAAGCUAUCAAGAGUCUGAAAGAAAAUCUCCAUCCCUCUUCACGGGUAACUGAGCUUUGGAAAAAUUUUAUCAGAGACGUCCGCAGACACUAUGAAGAAGGAAGCUAUAGUUCUAGCUCAGAAGUUUCAUCCGAAGAAAAUCAACGGAUGAUAGGCAAAAAAUUAGUGGUUUUAUUAUCAAAGGAAAUUGGUCGAGGAACCGACGGGACCGUUGUCUAUGAGGGGCGUUAUGAAGGUAGAGAAGUCGCUGUGAAACGCCUUCAACAAAGUCAUAUUAAACUUGUUGACCAAGAAAUCGCGAAUCUCAUAGCAUCUGAUCAUGGCCAUAAUAUUGUAAGGUAUCAUGGUGUAGAAAGUGACACAAAUUUUUUGUACCUUGCUCUGGAGCGUUGUGCUUGCAAUUUGAUGGACCUCAUCGAAAUGCAUUCUACGAAUUCCUCUCAAAAUGAGGAGAAUAUUUUAGGAAAUGCAAAGCUUUGGAAAGCAAAUAUAGAUCGUCCAUCGUCUUUAUUAUUAAAAUUGAUGAGGGACAUGGUUUCUGGGCUUGUUGUUCUGCACAACUCAUGUAUAGUUCACCGGGACUUAAAACCACAAAAUGUUUUAAUAAUUAAGCAAAGCUCAACGUUAUGUGCAAAGCUUUCUGAUAUGGGCAUCAGCAGAAAGCUUUCUGAUAAUAGGUUUUCCUUAAGUAACCAUCCUUCUAGUUGCGCCGCUAGUACUGGCUGGAAAGCACCUGAACAGCUUCAGCUUGUUGGACGACAAACGAAAAAGAUGGAUUUGUUCAGUUUAGGUUGCAUCCUUUUUUAUUGCAUCACUGGUGGUAAGCAUCCAUUUGGGCACAGUGAUGAACGUGAUGGAAAUAUUAGGAAGAAACAGCCAGACUUGUCUUCAAUUGAAGAUUUCCCUGAAGCUUUUGAUCUUAUUUCUUCUCUAUUACAAUUUGAUCUUGAGAAGAGGCCAGAAGCAAGUGAGGUGAUGCACCAUCCACUGUUCUGGAAUGCAAAGACGAGACUUUAUUUCUUCCGCGACACUAGUGAUAGUGUAAGUGAGAACCCUAAUCUUUUGAGUGGGCUUCAAUCUACUGCAAAGACAGUUUUAGGAACAGACUCGAAAGGAAAUGUUACACCAUGGAACACAAAGAUUUUUAACAAUGAAAUCAAUCUCAACCACCCGAAAAUAAAAGGGACUUACAAGUUUGACAAGGUUGAAGACUUGUUACGAUUCAUUCGAAACAGAUUAAGUCACUACAGACAAGAUUCAGAAGAUAUUAAGAAACAUUUUGGAUCGCUAUAUGAAGGAUUCAAUGACUUUUUCACAUGUCAAUUCCCAAAGCUCUUUUUUGAAGUGUACAAAGUUGUGCGCAAAUACUGCAAAGAAGAUGAGUUCUUCAAGGCAUAUUUCGAGGAGGAUCAGUAGGUGUUUUCGAUGCUCUUGUAGCCGAGUGUUUAGCCAUUCGUGAGCAAGGGCAGUGACCCACCCACGCACGAGGGUGGACAGUCCUCCUAGCUCCCUCGGUC
Molecule: messenger RNA, 1742 nt
Organism: Morus notabilis
Lineage: Eukaryota; Viridiplantae; Streptophyta; Magnoliopsida; Rosales; Moraceae
Product: serine/threonine-protein kinase/endoribonuclease IRE1b
Exons: 9
Coding region: 196-1641 (481 amino acids)
Biological process (GO): mRNA processing; protein phosphorylation; IRE1-mediated unfolded protein response
Cellular component (GO): IRE1-TRAF2-ASK1 complex
Molecular function (GO): ATP binding; protein serine/threonine kinase activity; RNA endonuclease activity
Source: RefSeq, a predicted model, not a curated record